Molecule: messenger RNA, 1125 nt
Organism: Colletotrichum fioriniae
Lineage: Eukaryota; Fungi; Ascomycota; Sordariomycetes; Glomerellales; Glomerellaceae
Source: RefSeq, a predicted model, not a curated record
AUGUCCACACUCAAGCGCAAGGCCGGCACGCUGUCCGCCUCCGACAGCAAGAAGCCCAAGCAAGAUGGGAGCAUUAUGUCCUUCUUUGGGGCCCCGAAGCCGGCGGCCGGCAAUAAAGGAGCUGGUUCCACCGCAGCAGGUGCCGCCGGUGCUGCAGCCGGUCCCGAGGCGCCUGCGGUCAAGUUCGACAAGGCCAAGUGGGUUGCCGGACUGACGGCCGAGCAGAAGGAGCUGCUGCAGCUCGAGAUCAGCUCGCUUCACGAGAGCUGGCUGGCCCUUCUCAAGGACGAGGUCACCAGCAAGGAGUUUCUGGACCUCAAGCGCUUCCUGAACAGGGAGUCAGAUGCCGGGAAGAAGUGGUUCCCCCCCAAAGAGGAUGUGUACUCUUGGUCCCGUCACACCCCUUUCAACACAGUCAAGGUCGUCAUCCUCGGCCAAGACCCCUACCACAACGUAAACCAAGCCCACGGCCUCGCCUUCUCCGUCCGCCCGCCCACCCCGGCGCCCCCCUCCCUCAAGAACAUGUACAUCGCCCUAAAGAAGGACUACCCUUCCUUCUCCCCGCCCCCGAACAAGGGCGGCCUCUUGACCCCCUGGGCCGACCGCGGCGUCCUCCUCCUCAACACGUGCCUGACGGUGCGGGCCCACGAGGCAAACUCCCACGCCAAUCGCGGCUGGGAGCGCUUCACGCAAAAGGUUAUCGACCUCGUCGCCGCCAAGCGCUCGCGCGGCGUCGUCUUCAUGGCCUGGGGCACCCCCGCCGGCAAACGCGUCGUCAAGGUCGACGCCAAGAAGCACCUUGUCCUCAAGAGCGUGCACCCGAGCCCGCUCAGCGCGUCGAGGGGGUUCUUUGACUGCGGGCACUUCAAAAAGGCAAACGAGUGGCUCGUCACCCGGUACGGCGCUGGCGCCGAGAUCGACUGGGACUUGAGCGGGGCGACGAAGAAGGUCGAGGCCAAGGUUGUUGCGCCGCCGGAGACCAAGGCCACCAAGACGAUUGACGUUGACGAGGACGAAGAGGCCGAGAUGGCCAUGGCUGCGGCUGCGGCUGAGGCUGAGGCUGAGAAGGAGAAUGAGAAGGCCAAGGCUUCGUCCAAGGAUGAUACCGAGGAAGAUGAGGAGUAA